AUGAUUUGGCGGAUCCUCGGAGGUAUCUACUUGGGAGAUAUCGCUGCCACACAGCUGGCUGACGACCUCAACCAAGUGACCCAUGUGCUUCUGAUAGUCAACGGGCCGGUGCUGUUGGCUACUGACAAAUCUCAUUUACACAUUGACAUCGAAGAUGAGCCGCUGGCAAACCUCAUGAAACACUUACCGGAGGCGAUGAAGUUCAUUGAUCUGGCAUUGUUUCCCGAUGGCGAUAAGCUGAAUCCCAAGAAACACCAGGGAGCCGUGCUCGUCCACUGUGCCCAAGCAGUGCUGCGGUCAGUGGCAGUGAUUGUUGCCUACCUCAUGUACAACUACAAGUUGUCCUACAAAAAUGCUCUCUACGCAGUGAAACGGAAAAAGGAAGAUGUAGAGCCUAACGAAGGGUUCGCCGUUCAAGUGGAACAGUUUGGUGCUUGGGACUUUAAGGUUGAUGAAGACUCAAAGGAGUACCUUGAGUUCCUCAUUCAACUCUCGCUUGCCCGUGAUCCUACAGGUGAAGAAUUGCGUCUGAUGAAAGUUUAUAAACCUCGGGAAGCUCGGUAUACUGAACUGUUUGAUUUACGGUGCAAACGGUGUCGCCACACCCUUGCCACUAAUGACGAUGUCGAACCUCACGAACAACCGGGCCCUGACCUGAAACAAGCCAAAUUCAUUAAGACCGCCGGUUGGAAACGGUGGGUCGUGUCCACUGAAGAAGCCCUGAGUGACUGCUCCCACUGGUUCAUGCCUGAACCCGCCGCCUGGAUGGCUCCUGAGCUCGAGUCACAAGAGCUUGAAGGCAAGUUUCUCUGUCCUAAGUGUGAAGCUAAAGUGGGUGGCUACUCGUGGCAGGGGCUGAGGUGUCUGUGUGGUCGGUGGAUGGUACCAGCGAUCCAUCUUAGUACUGCAAAAGUCGAUAAGAUGGUGAAGCUUGAUUUGGGGGCAAUCAAGGUAGAGCAUGAUACGGUUAAGGAAGCGAAACAAGUAUAG
Messenger RNA from Diutina rugosa, 990 nucleotides. It is a transcript of the gene YVH1, whose product is annotated as tyrosine protein phosphatase. The transcript has a single exon. Gene Ontology annotation, molecular function: protein tyrosine/serine/threonine phosphatase activity. Gene Ontology annotation, biological process: protein dephosphorylation. The coding region runs from base 1 to 990 and encodes 329 amino acids. Lineage: Eukaryota; Fungi; Ascomycota; Pichiomycetes; Serinales; Debaryomycetaceae. The record is from RefSeq and is a predicted model, not a curated record. Gene Ontology annotation, cellular component: nucleus.